CCCGCCCCACUCUCCCGCACUCUCCCGCUUUCCAUCACCCCGCCCCAUUCUCCCGCUUUCCAUCACCCCGCCCCAUUCUCCCGCUUUCCAUCACCUCGCCCCAUUCUCUCGCUUUCCAUCACCCGCCCCAUUCUCCCGCUUUCCAUCACCCCGCCCCAUUCUCCCGCUUUCCAUCACCCCGCCCCAUUCUCCCGCUUUCCAUCACCCCGCCCCAUUCUCCCUCCUUCCAUCACCCCGCCCCAUUCUCCCUCCUUCCAUCACCCCGCCCCAUUCUCCCGCUUUCCAUCACCCCGCCCCAUUCUCCCUCUUCCAUCACCCCGCCCCAUUCUCCCGCUUUCCAUCACCCCGCCCCAUUCUCCCGCUUUCCAUCACCCCGCCCCAUUCUCCCCCUUCCAUCACCCCGCCCCAUUCUCCCGCUUUCCAUCACCCCGCCCCAUUCUCCCGCUUUCCAUCACCCCGCCCCAUUCUCCCGCUUUCCAUCACCCCGCCCCAUUCUCACGCUUUCCAUCACCCUGCCCAUUCUCCCGCUUUCCAUCACCCCACCCGAUUCUCCCGCUUUCCAUCACCCCGCCCCAUUCUCCCGCUUUCCAUCACCCCGCCCCAUUCUCCCGCUUUCCAUCACCCCGCCCCAUUCUCCCCCUUUCCACCACCCCGCCCCACUCUCCCGCACUCUCCCGCUUUCCAUCACCCCGCCCCAUUCUCCCGCUUUCCAUCACCCCGCCCCAUUCUCUCGCUUUCCAUCACCCCGCCCCAUUCUCCCGCUUUCCAUCACCCCGCCCCAUUCUCCCGCUUUCCAUCACCCCGCCCCAUUCUCCCGCUUUCCAUCACCCGCCCCAUUCUCCCUCCUUCCAUCACCCCGCCCCAUUCUCCCUCCUUCCAUCACCUCGCCCCAUUCUCCCGCUUUCCAUCACCCGCCCCAUUCUCCCUCCUUCCAUCACCCCGCCCCAUUCUCCCGCUUUCCAUCACCCGCCCCAUUCUCCCGCUUUCCAUCACCUCGCCCCAUUCUCCCGCUUUCCAUCACCCCGCCCCAUUCUCCCUCCUUCCAUCACCCUGCCCCAUUCUCCCUCCUUCCAUCACCCCGCCCCAUUCUCCCUCCUUCCAUCACCCCGCCCCAUUCUCCCGCUUUCCAUCACCCCGCCCCAUUCUCCCUCCUUCCAUCACCCCGCCCCAUUCUCCCGCUUUCCAUCACCCCGCCCCAUUCUCCCGCUUUCCAUCACCCCGCCCCAUUCUCCCGCUUUCCAUCACCCCGCCCCAUUCUCCCUCCUUCCAUCACCCCGCCCCAUUUUCCUCCUUCCAUCACCCCGCCCAUUCUCCCUCCUUCCAUCACCCCGCCCCAUUCUCCCGCUUUCCAUCACCCCGCCCCAUUCUCCCGCUUUCCCAUCACCCCGCCCCAUUCUCCCGCUUUCCAUCACCCCGCCCCAUUCUCCCGCUUUCCAUCACCCCGCCCCAUUCUCCCGCUUUCCAUCACCCCGCCCCAUUCUCCCGCUUUCCAUCACCCCGCCCCAUUCUCCCGCUUUCCAUCACCCCGCCCCAUUCUCCCGCUUUCCAUCACCCGCCCCAUUCUCCCGCUUUCCAUCACCUCGCCCCAUUCUCCGGCUUUCCAUCACCCCGCCCCAUUCUCCCGCUUUCCAUCACCCCGCCCCAUUCUCCCGCUUUCCAUCACCCCGCCCCAUUCUCCCUCCUUCCAUCACCCCGCCCCGUUCUCCCUCCUUCCAUCACCCCGCCCCAUUCUCCCGCUUUCCAUCACCCCGCCCCGUUCUCCCGCCCCAUUCUCCCGCAUCCAUCACCCCGCCCCAUUCUCCUGCUUUCUCUCACCCGCCCCAUUCUCCCGCUUUCCAUCACCCCGCCCCAUUCUCCUGCUUUCCAUCACCCGCCCCAUUCUCCCGCUUUCCAUCACCCCGCCCCAUUCUCCCUCUUUCCAUCACCCCGCCCCGUUCUCCCUCCUUCCAUCACCCCGCCCCAUUCUCCCGCUUUCCAUCACCCCGCCCCAUUUCCUCGCUUUCCAUCACCCCGCCCAUUCUCCCGCUUUUCCAUCACCCCCGCCCCAUUCUCCCGCUUUCCAUCAACCCCGCCCCAUUCUCCCUCCUUCCAUCACCCCGCCCCAUUCUUCCCUCCUUCCAUCACCCCGCCCCAUUCUCCCUCUUCAUCACCCCGCCCCAUCCUCCGCUUUCCAUCACCCCGCCCCAUUCUCCCGCUUUCAUCACCCCGCCCCAUUCUCCCGCUUUCCAUCACCCCCGCCCCAUUCUCCCUCCUUCCAUCACCCCGCCCCAUUUUCCCUCCUUCUAUCACCCCGCCCCAUUCUCCUCCUCUUCCAUCACCCCGCCCCAUUCUCCCGCUUUCCAUCACCCCGCCCCAUUCUCCCGCUUUCCAUCACCCCGCCCCAUUCUCCCUCCUUCCAUCACCCCGCCCCAUUCUCCCGCUUUCCAUCACCCCGCCCCAUUCUCCCGCCUUUCCAUCACCCCGCCCCCAUUCUCCCGCUUUCCAUCACCCCGCGCCCCAUUCUCUCGCUUUCCAUCACCCCGCCCCAUUCUCCCUCCUUCCAUCACCCCGCCCCCAUUCUCCCGCUUUCCAUCACCCCGCCCCAUUCUCCCUCCUUCCGUCACCCCGCCCCAUUCUCCCGCUUUCCAUCACCCCGCCCCAUUCUCCCGCUUUCCAUCACCCCGCCCCAUUCUCCCGCUUUCCAUCACUCCGCCCAUUCUCCCGCUUCCAUCACCCCGACCCAUUCUCCCCGCUUUCCAUCACCUCGCCCCAUUCUCCGGCUUUCCAUCACCCCGCCCCAUUCUCCCGCUUUCCAUCACCCCCGCCCCAUUCUCCCGCAUUUCCAUCACCCCGCCCCCGUUCUCCCUCCUUACAUCACCCCGCCCCGUUCUCCCUCCUUCCAUCACCCCACCCCGUUCUCCCGCUUUCCAUCACCCCGCCCCGUUCUCCCGCCCCAUUCUCCCGCAUUCCAUCACCCCGCCCCAUUCUCCUGCUUUCUCUCACCCGCCCCAUUCUCCCGCUUUCUAUCACCCCGCCCCAUUCUCCUGCUUUCCAUCACCCCGCCCCAUUCUCCCGCUGUUCCAUCACCCCGCCCCAUUUCUCCCGCUUUCCCAUCACCCCGCCCAUUCUCCCGCUUUCCAUCACCCCGCCCCCAUUCUCCCGCUUUCCAUCACCCCGCCCCAUUCUCCCGCUUUCCAUCACCCCGCCCCAUUCUCCCUCCUUCCAUCACCCCGCCCCAUUUUCCCUCCUUCUAUCACCCCGCCCCAUUCUCCCUCCUUCCAUCACCCCGCCCCCAUUCUCCCGCUUUCCAUCACCCCGCCCCAUUCUCCCGCUUUCCAUCACCCCGCCCCAUUCUCCCUCCUUCCAUCACCCCGCCCCAUUCUCCCGCUUUCCAUCACCCCGCCCCAUUCUCCCGCUUUUCCAUCACCCCGCCCCAUUCUCCCGCUUUCCAUCACCCCGCCCCAUUCUCCCGCUUUCCAUCACUCCCGCCCCUAUUCUCCCGCUUUCCAUCACCCCGCCCCAUUCUCCCGCUUUCCAUCACCCCGCCCCAUUCUCCCGCUUUCCAUCACCCCGCCCCAUUCUCCCGCUUUCCAUCACCCCGCCCCAUUCUCCCGCUUUCCAUCCACCCCGCCCCAUUCUCCCGCUUUCCAUCACCCCCGCCCCAUUCUCCAUCUUCCAUCAUCCCGCCCCAUUCUCCCUCCUUCCAUCACCCCGCCCCAUCCUCCCGCUUUUCCAUCACCCCGCCCCAUUCUCCCGCUUUCCAUCACCCCGCCCCAUUCUCCCGCUUUCCAUCACCCCGCCCCAUUCUCCCGCUUUCCAUCACCCCGCCCCAUUCUCCCGCUUUCCAUCACCCCGCCCCAUUCUCCCGCUUUCCAUCACCCCGCCCCAUUCUCCCCGCUUCCAUCACCCCGCCCCAUUCUCCCGCUUUCCAUCACCCCGCCCUCAUUCUCUCGCUUUCCAAUCACCCCGCCCCAUUCCUCCCGCUUUCCAUCACCACGCCCCAUUCUCCCGCUUUCCAUCACCCCGCCCCAUUCUCCCUCCUUCCAUCACCCCGCCCAUUCUCCCUCCUUCAAUCACCCCGCCCCAUUCUCCCUCCUUCCAUCACCCCGCCCCCAUCCUCCCGCUUUCCAUCACCCCCGCCCCAUUCUCCCGCUUUUCCAUCACCCCGCCCCAUUCUCCCGCUUUCCAUCACCCCGCCCCAUUCUCCCUCCUUCCAUCACCCCGCCCCAUUUUCCCUCCUUCUAUCACCCCGCCCCAUUCUCCCUCCUUCCAUCACCCCGCCCCAUUUCUCCCGCUUUCCAUCACCCCGCCCCAUUCUCCCGCUUUCAUCACCCCGCCCCAUUCUCCCGCUUUCCAUCACCCCCCGCCCCAUCUCCUGCUUUCCAUCACCCCGCCCCAUUCUCCCGCUUUCCAUCACCCCGCCCCAUUCUCCCGCUUUCCAUCACCCCGCCCCAUUCUCCCGCUUUCCAUCACUCCGCCCCAUUCUCCGGCUUUCCAUCACCCCGCCCCAUUCUCCCGCUUUCCAUCACCCCGCCCCAUUCUCCCGCUUUCCAUCACCCCGCCCCGUUCUCCCUCCUUACAUCACCCCGCCCCGUUCUCCCUCCUUCCAUCACCCCGCCCCGUUCUCCCGCUUUCCAUCACCCCGCCCCGUUCUCCCGCCCCAUUCUCCCGCAUUCCAUCACCCCGCCCAUUCUCCUGCUUUCUCUCACCCGCCCCAUUCUCCCGCUUUCUAUCACCCCGCCCCAUUCUCCCGCUUUCCAUCACCCCGCCCCAUUCUCCCGCUUUGCAUCACCCCGCCCCAUUCUCCCGCUUUCCAUCACCCCGCCCCAUUCUCCCGCUUUCCAUCACCCCGCCCCAUUCUCCCGCUUUCCAUCACCCCGCCCCAUUCUCCUCGCUUUCCAUCACCCCCGCCCCAUUCUCCCUCCUUCCAUCACCCCGCCCCAUUCUCCCGCUUUCCAUCACCCCGCCCCAUUCUCCCUCCUUCCGUCACCACCGCCCCAUUCUCCCGCUUUCCAUCACCCCGCCCCAUUCUCCCUCUUCCGUCACCCGCCCCAUUCUCCCGCUUUCCAUCACCCGCCCCAUUCUCCCGCUUUCCAUCACCCCGCCCCAUUCUCCCGCUUUCCAUCACCCCGCCCCAUUCUCCCGCUUUCCAUCACCCCGCCCCAUUCUCCCGCUUUCCAUCACCCCGCCCCAUUCUCCCCGCUUUCCAUCACCCCGCCCCGUUCUCCCGCUUUCCAUCACCCCGCCCCGUUCUCCCGCUUUCCAUCACCCCGCCCCGUUCUCCCGCUUUCCAUCACCCCGCCCCGUUCUCCCGCUUUCCAUCACCCCGCCCCGUUUCUCCCCGCUUUCCAUCACCCCGCCCCAUUCUCCCGCUUUCCAUCACCCCGCCCCAUUCUCCCGCUUUCCAUCACCCCGCCCCAUUUCUCCCGCUUUCCAUCACCCGCCCCAUUCUCCCGCUUUCCAUCACCCCGCCCCAUUCUCCCGCUUUCCAUCACCCCGCCCCAUUCUCCCCGCUUUCCAUCACCCCGCCCCAUUCUCCCGCUUUCCAUCACCCCGCCCCAUUCUCCCGCUUUCCAUCACUCCGCCCCAUUCUCCCGCUUUCCAUCACCCCGCCCCAUUCUCCCGCUUUCCGUCACUCCGCCCCAUUCUCCCGCUUUCCAUCACCCGCCCCAUUCUCCCUCCUUCCGUCACCCCGCCCCAUUCUCCCGCUUUCCAUCACCCCGCCCCAUUCCUCCCGCUUUCCAUCACUCCGCCCCAUUCUCCCGCUUUCCAUCACCUCGCCCCAUUCUCCGGCUUUCCAUCACCCCGCCCCAUUCUCCCGCUUUCCAUCACCCCGCCCCAUUCUCCCGCUUUCCAUCACCCCGCCCCGUUCUCCCUCCUUACAUCACCCCGCCCCGUUCUCCCUCCUUCCAUCACCCCGCCCCGUUCUCCCGCUUUCCAUCACCCCGCCCCGUUCUCCCGCCCCAUUCUCCCGCAUUCCAUCACCCCGCCCCAUUCUCCUGCUUUCUCUCACCCGCCCCCUUCUCCCGCUUUCUAUCACCCCGCCCCAUUCUCCUGCUUUCCAUCACCCCGCCCCAUUCUCCCGCUUUCCAUCACCCCGCCCCGUUCUCCCUCCUUACAUCACCCCGCCCCGUUCUCCCUCCUUCCAUCACCCCGCCCCGUUCUCCCGCUUUCCAUCACCCCGCCCCAUUCUCUCGAUUUCCAUCACCCCGCCCCAUUCUCCCGCUUUCCAUCACCCCGCCCCAUUCUCCCGCUUUCCAUCACCCCGCCCCAUUCUCCCUCCUUCCAUCACCCCGCCCCAUUCUCCCUCCUUCCAUCACCCCGCCCCAUUCUCCCUCCUUCCAUCACCCCGCCCCAUCCUCCCGCUUUCCAUCACCCCGCCCCAUUCUCCCGCUUUCCAUCACCCCGCCCCAUUCUCCCGCUUUCCAUCACCCCGCCCCAUUCUCCCUCCUUCCAUCACCCCGCCCCAUUUUCCCUCCUUCUAUCACCCCGCCCCAUUCUCCCUCCUUCCAUCACCCCGCCCCAUUCUCCCGCUUUCCAUCACCCCGCCCCAUUCUCCCGCUUUCCAUCACCCCGCCCCAUUCUCCCUCCUUCCAUCACCCCGCCCCAUUCUCCCGCUUUCCAUCACCCCGCCCCAUUCUCCCGCUUUCCAUCACCCCGCCCCAUUCUCCCGCUUUCCAUCACCCCGCCCCAUUCUCUCGCUUUCCAUCACCCCGCCCCAUUCUCCCUCCUUCCAUCACCCCGCCCCAUUCUCCCGCUUUCCAUCACCCCGCCCCAUUCUCCCUCCUUCCGUCACCCCCGCCCCAUUCUCCCGCUUUCCAUCACCCCGCCCCAUUCUCCCGCUUUCCAUCACCCCGCCCCAUUCUCCCGCUUUCCAUCACCCCGCCCCAUUCUCCCGCUUUCCAUCACCCCGCCCCAUUCUCCCGCUUUCCAUCACUCGCCCCAUUCUCCCGCUUUCCAUCACCCCGACUCAUUCUCCCGCUUUCCAUCACCUCGCCCCAUUCUCCGGCUUUCCAUCACCCCGCCCCAUUCUCCCGCUUUCCAUCACCCCGCCCCGUUCUCCCGCUUUCCAUCACCCCGCCCCGUUCUCCCUCCUUACAUCACCCCGCCCCGUUCUCCCUCCUUCCAUCACCCCACCCCGUUCUCCCGCUUUCCAUCACCCCGCCCCGUUCUCCCGCCCCAUUCUCCCGCAUUCCAUCACCCCGCCCCAUUCUCCUGCUUUCUCUCACCCGCCCCAUUCUCCCGCUUUCUAUCACCCCGCCCCAUUCUCCUGCUUUCCAUCACCCCGCCCCAUUCUCCCGCUUUCCAUCACCCCGCCCCAUUCUCCCGCUUUCCAUCACCCCGCCCCAUUCUCCCGCUUUCCAUCACCCCGCCCCAUUCUCCCGCUUUCCAUCACCCCGCCCCAUUCUCCCGCUUUCCAUCACCCCGCCCCAUUCUCCCGCUUUCCAUCACCCCGCCCCAUUCUCCCGCUUUCCAUCACCCCGCCCCAUUCUCCCGCUUUCCAUCACCCCGCCCCAUUCUCCCGCUUUCCAUCACCCCGCCCCAUUCUCCCGCUUUCCAUCACCCCGCCCCAUUCUCCCGCUUUCCAUCACCCCGCCCCAUUCUCCCGCUUUCCAUCACCCCGCCCCAUUCUCCCGCUUUCCAUCACCCGCCCCAUUCUCCCGCUUUCCGUCACUCCGCCCCAUUCUCCCGCUUUCCAUCACCCCGCCCCAUUCUCCCGCUUUCCGUCACUCCGCCCCAUUCUCCCGCUUUCCAUCACCCCGCCCCAUUCUCCCUCCUUCCGUCACCCCGCCCCAUUCUCCCGCUUUCCAUCACCCCGCCCCAUUCUCCCUCUUUCCAUCACCCCGCCCCAUUCUCCCGCUUUCCAUCACCCCGCCCCAUUCUCCCGCUUCCAUCACCCCGCCCCAUUCUCCCGCUUUCCAUCACCCCGCCCCAUUCUCCCGCUUUCCAUCACCCCGCCCCAUUCUCCCGCUUUCCAUCACCCCGCCCCAUUCUCCCGCUUUCCAUCACCCCACCCCAUUCUCCACUUUCCAUCACCCCGCCCCAUUCUCCCUCCUUCCAUCACCCCGCCCCAUUUUCCCUCCUUCCAUCACCCCGCCCCAUUCUCCCUCCUUCCAUCACCCCGCCCAUUUUCCCUCCUUCCAUCACCCCGCCCCAUUCUCCCUCCUUCCAUCACCCCGCCCCAUUCUCCCGCUUUCCAUCACCCCGCCCCAUUCUCCCGAUUCCCAUCACCCCGCCCCAUUCUCCCGCUUUCCAUCACCCCGCCCCAUUCUCCCGCUUUCCAUCACCCCGCCCCCAUUCUCCCGCUUCCAUCACCCCGCCCAUUCUCCCGCUUUCCAUCACCCCGCCCCAUUCUCCCGCUUUCCAUCACCCCGCCCCAUUCUCCCGCUUUCCAUCACCCGCCCCAUUCUCCCGCUUUCCAUCACCCCGCCCCAUUCUCCCGCUUUCCAUCACCCCGCCCCAUUCUCCCGCUUUCCAUCACCCCGCCCCCAUUCUCCCGCCUUCCAUCACCCCGCCCCGUUCUCCCGCCUUCCAUCACCCCGCCCCGUUCUCCCGCUUUCCAUCACCCCGCCCCGUUCUCCCGCUUUCCAUCACCCCGCCCCGUUCUCCCGCUUUCCAUCACCCCGCCCCAUUCUCCCGCUUUCCAUCACCCCGCCCCAGUCUCCCGCAUUCCAUCACCCCGCCCCAUUCUCCCGCUUUCCAUCACCCCGCCCCAGUCUCCCGCUUUCCAUCAUCCCGCCCCAUUCUCCCGCUUUCCAUCACCCCGCCCCUUUCUCCCGCUUUCCAUCACCCCGCCCCAUUCUCCCGCUUUCCAUCACCCCGCCCCAUUCUCCCGCUUUCCAUCACCCCGCCCCAUUCUCCCGCUUUCCAUCACCCCGCCCCAUUCUCCCGCUUUCUAUCACCCCGCCCCAUUCUCCCGCUUUCCAUCACCCCGCCCCAUUCUCCCUCCUUCUGUCACCCCGCCCCAUUCUCCCUCCUUCUGUCACCCCGUCCCAUUCUCCCGCUUUCCAUCACCCCAUCCCAUUCUCCUGCUUUCCAUCACCCCGCCCCAUUCUCCCUCCUUCCGUCACCCCGCCCCAUUCUCCCGCUUUCCAUCACCCCGUCCCAUUCUCCCGCUUUCCAUCACCCCGCCCCGUUCUCCCUCCUUCCAUCACCCCGCCCCGUUCUCCCGCUUUCCAUCACCCCGCCCCGUUCUCCCGCUUUCCAUCACCCCGCCCCAUUCUCCCGCAUUCCUUCGCCCCGCCCAAUUCUCCCGCUUUCCAUCACCCCGCCCCAUUCUCCCGCUUUCCAUCACCCCGCCCCAUUCUCCCGAUUCCCAUCACCCCGCCCCAUUCUCCCACUUUCCAUCACCCCGCCCCAUUCUUCCUCCUUCCAUCACCCCGCCCCAUUCUCCCUCCUUCCAUCACCCCUCCCCAUUCUCCCGCUUUCCAUCACCCCGCCCCAUUCUCCCUCCUUCCGUCACCCCGCCCUAUUCUCCCUCCUUCCAUCACCCCGCCCCAUUCUCCCGCUUUCCAUCACCCCUCCCCAUUCUCCCGCUUUCCAUCACCCCGCCCCAUUCUCCUGCUUUCCAUCACCCCGCCCCAUUCUCCCUCCUUCCAUCACCCCGCCCCAUUCUCCCUCCUUCCAUCACCCCUCCCUAUUCUCCCGCUUUCCAUCACCCCGCCCCAUUCUCCCUCCUUCCGUCACCCCGCCCCAUUUUCCCUCCUUCAAUCACCCCGCCCCAUUCUCCCGCUUUCCAUCACCCCACCUCAUUCUCUCGCUUUCCAUCACCCCUCCCCAUUCUCCCGCUUUCCAUCACCCCGCCCCAUUCUUCCGCUUUCCAUCACCCCGCCCCAUUCUCCCGCUUUCCAUCACCCCGCCCCAUUCUCCCGCUUUCCAUCACCCCGCCCCAUUCUCCCGCUUUCCAUCACCCUGCCCCAUUCUCCCGCUUUCCAUCACCCCGCCCCAUUCUCCCGCUUUCCAUCACCCCGCCCCAUUCUCCUCCUUUCCAUCACCCCGCCCCAUUCUCCCGCAUUCCAUAACCCCGCCCCAUUCUCCCUCCUUCCAUCACCCCGCCCCAUUCUCCCUUUUUCCAUCACCCCGCCCCAUUCUCCCGCUUUCCAUCACCCCGCCCCAUUCUCCCGCUUUCCAUCACCCCGCCCCAUUCUCCCGCUUUCCAUCACCCCGCCCCAUUCUCCCGCUUUCCAUCACCCCGCCCCAUUCUCCCGCUUUCCAUCACCCCGCCCCAAUUCUCCCUCCUUCCAUCACCCCGCCCCAUUCUCCCACUUUCCAUCACCCCGCCCCAUUCUCCCGAUUCCCAUCACCCCGCCCCAUUCUCCCGCUUUCCAUCACCCCGCCCCAUUCUCCCUCCUUCCAUCACCCCGCCACAUUCUCCCUCCUUCCAUCACCCCGCCCCAUUCUCCCUCCUUCCAUCACCCCGCCCCAUUCUCCCGCUUUCCAUCACCCCGCCCCACUCUCCCGCUUUCCAUCACCCCGCCCCAUUCUCCCGCUUUCCAUCACCCCGCCCCAUUCUCCCGCUUUCCAUCACCCCGCCCCAUUCUCCCGCUUUCCAUCACCCCGCCCCAUUCUCCCGCUUUCCAUCACCCCGCCCCAUUCUCCCGCUUUCCAUCACCCCGCCCCAUUCUCCCGCUUUCCAUCACCCCGCCCCAUUCUCCCGCUUUCCAUCACCCCGCCCCAUUCUCCCGCUUUCCAUCACCCCGCCCCAUUCUCCCGCUUUCCAUCACCCCGCCCCAUUCUCCCGCUUUCCAUCACCCCGCCCCAUUCUCCCGCUUUCCAUCACCCCGCCCCAUUCUCCCGCUUUCCAUCACCCCGCCCCAUUCUCCCGCUUUCCAUCACCCCGCCCCAUUCUCCCGCUUUCCAUCACCCCGCCCCGUUCUCCCGCUUUCCAUCACCCCGCCCCGUUCUCCCUCCUUCCAUCACCCCGCCCCGUUCUCCCUCCUUCCAUCACCCCGCCCCGUUCUCCCGCUUUCCAUCACCCCGCCCCGUUCUCCCGCUUUCCAUCACCCCGCCCCAUUCUCCCGCAUUCCAUCACCCCGCCCCAUUCUCCCGCUUUCUAUCACCCGCCCCAUUCUCCCGCUUUCUAUCACCCCGCCCCAUUCUCCCGCUUUCCAUCACCCCGCCCCAUUCUCCCUCCUUCUGUCACCCCCCCCCAUUCUCCCUCCUUCUGUCACCCCAUCCCAUUCUCCCGCUUUCCAUCACCCCGUCCCAUUCUCCCGCUUUCCAUCACCCCGCCCCGUUCUCCCUCCUUCCAUCACCCCGCCCCGUUCUCCCGCUUUCCAUCACCUCGCCCCGUUCUCCCGCUUUCCAUCACUCCGCCCCAUUCUCCCGCAUUCCAUCACCCCGCCCAAUUCUCCCGCUUUCCAUCACCCCGCCCCAUUCUCCCGCUUUCCAUCAGCCGCCCCAUUCUCCCGCUUUCUAUCACCCCGUCCCAUUCUCCCGCUUUUCAUCACCCCGCCCCAUUCUCCCGCUUUCCAUCACCCCGCCCCAUUCUCCCGCUUUCCAUCACCCCGCCUCAUUCUCCCGCUUUCCAUCACCCCGCCCCAUUCUCCCGCUUUCCAUCACCCCGCCCCAUUCUCCCGCUUUCCAUCACCCCGCCCCAUUCUCCCGCUUUCCAUCACCCCGCCCCAUUCUCCCGCUUUCCAUCACCCCGCCCCAUUCUCCCGCUUUCCAUCACCCCGCCCCAUUCUCCCGCUUUCCAUCACCCCGCCCCAUUCUCUCGCUUUCCAUCACCCUGCCCCAUUCUCCCUCCUUCCAUCACCCCGCCCCAUUCUCCCUCCUUCCAUCACCCCGCCCCAUUCUCCCUCCUUCCAUCACCCCGCCCCAUUCUCCCGCUUUCCAUCACCCCGCCCCAUUCUCCCGCUUUCCAUCACCCCGCCCCAUUCUCCCGCUUUCCAUCACCCCGCCCCAUUCUCCCGCUUUCCAUCACCCCGCCCCAUUCUCCCGCUUUCCAUCGCCCCGCCCCAUUCUCCCGCUUUCCAUCGCCCUGCCCCAUUUUCCCGCUUUCCAUCACCCCGCCCCAUUCUCCCGCUUUCCAUCACCCCGCCCCAUUCUCCCGCUUUCCAUCACCCCGCCCCAUUCUCCCGUUUUCCAUCACCCCGCCCCAUUCUGCCGCUUUCCAUCACCCCGCCCCAUUCUCCCGCUUUCCAUCACCCCGCCCCAUUCUCCCGCUUUCCAUCGCCCCGCCCCAUUCUCCCGCUUUCCAUCACCCCGCCCCAUUUUCCCGCUUUCCAUCACCCCGCCCCAUUCUCCCGCUUUCCAUCACCCCGCCCCAUUCUCCCGCUUUCCAUCACCCCGCCCCAUUCUCCCGCUUUCCAUCACCCCGCCACAUUCUCCCUCAUUCCAUCACCCCGCCCAUUCUCCCUCCUUCCAUCACCCCGCUCCAUUCUCCCGCUUUCCAUCACCCCGCCCCAUUCUCCCGCUUUCCAUCAUCCCGCCCCACUCUCCCGCUUUCCAUCACCCCGCCCCAUUCUCCCGCUUUUCCGUCACCCCGCCCCAUUCUUCCGCUUUCCAUCACCCCGCCCCAUUCUCCCGCUUUCCAUCACCCCGCCCCAUUCUCCCGCUUUCCAUCACCCCGCCCCAUUCUCCCGCUUUCCAUCACCCCGCCCCAUUCUCCCGCUUUCCAUCACCCCGCCCCAUUCUCCCGCUUUCCAUCACCCCGUCCCAUUCUCCCUCUUUCCAUCACCCCGCCCCUUUCUCCCUCCUUCCAUCUCCCCGCCCCAUUCUCCCUCCUUCCAACACCCCUCCCAAAUCUCCCUCCUUCCAUCGCCCCGCCCCAUUCUCCCGCUUUCCAUCACCCCGCCCCAUUCUUUCGCUUUCCAUCAUCCCGCCCCAUUCUCCCGCUUUCCAUCACCCCGCCCCAUUCUCCCGCUUUCCAUCACCCCGCCCCAUUCUCCCGUUUUCCAUCACCCCGCCCCAUUCUCCCGCUUUCCAUCACCUCGCCCCAUUCUCCCGCUUUCCAUCACCCCGCCCCAUUCUCCUUCCUUCCAUCACCCCGCCUCGUUCUGCCUCCUUCCACCACCCCGCCCCGUUCUCCCGCUUUCCAUCACCCCGCCCCAUUUUCCCGCUUUCCAUCACCCCGCCCCAUUCUACCGCUUUCCAUCACCCCACCCCAUUCUCCCGCUUUCCAUCACCCCGCCCCAUUCUCCUGUUUUCUAUCACCCCGCCCCUUUCUCCCGCUUUCCAUCACCCCGCCCCAUUCUCCCGCUUUCCAUCACCCCGCCCCAUUCUCCCACUUUCCAUCACCCCGCCCCAUUCUCCCGCUUUCUAUCACCCCGCCCCAUUCUCCCGCUUUCCAUCACCCCGCCCCAUUCUCCCUCCUUCCAUCACCCCGCCCCAUUCUCCCUCCUUCCAUCACCCCGCCCCAUUCUCCCUCCUUCCAUCACCCCGCCCCAUUCUCCCGCUUUCCAUCACCCCGCCCCAUUCUCCCGCUUUCCAUCACCCCGCCCUAUUCUCCCGCUCUCCAUCACCCCGCCCCAUUCUCCCGCUUUCCAUCACCCCGCCCCAUUCUCCCGCUUUCCAUCACCCCGCCCCAUUCUCCCGCUUUCCAUCACCCCGCCCCAUUCUCCCGCUUUCCAUCUCCCCGCCCCAUUCUUCCGCUUUCCAUCACCCCGCCCCAUUCUCCCGCUUUCCAUCAUCCCGCCCCACUCUCCUGCUUUCCAUCACCCCGCCCCAUUCUCCCGCUUUCCAUCACCCUGCCCCAUUCUCCCGCCUUCCAUCACCCCGCCCCAUUCUCCCGCUUUCCAUCACCCCGCCCCAUUCUCCCGCUUUCCAUCACCCCGCCCCAUUCUCCCGCUUUCCAUCACCCCGCCCCAUUCACCCGCUUUCCAUCACCCCGCCCCAUUCUCCCGCUUUCCAUCACCCCGUCCCAUUCUCCCUCUUUCCAUCACCCCGCCCCUUUCUCCCUCCUUCCAUCUCCCCGCCCCAUUCUCCCUCCUUCCAUCACCCCGCCCCAUUCUCCCUCCUUCCAUCACCCCGCCCCAUUCUCCCGCUUUCCAUCACCCCGCCCCAUUCUCCCGCUUUCCAUCACCCCGCCCUAUUCUCCCGCUCUCCAUCACCCCGCCCCAUUCUCCCGCUUUCCAUCACCCCGCCCCAUUCUCCCGCUUUCCAUCACCCCGCCCCAUUCUCCCGCUUUCCAUCACCCCGCCCCAUUCUCCCGCUUUCCAUCUCCCCGCCCCAUUCUUCCGCUUUCCAUCACCCCGCCCCAUUCUCCCGCUUUCCAUCAUCCCGCCCCACUCUCCUGCUUUCCAUCACCCCGCCCCAUUCUCCCGCUUUCCAUCACCCUGCCCCAUUCUCCCGCUUUCCAUCACCCCGCCCCAUUCUCCCGCUUUCCAUCACCCCGCCCCAUUCUCCCGCUUUCCAUCACCCCGCCCCAUUCUCCCGCUUUCCAUCACCCCGCCCCAUUCUCCCGCUUUCCAUCACCCCGCCCCAUUCUCCCGCUUUCCAUCACCCCGUCCCAUUCUCCCUCUUUCCAUCACCCCGCCCCUUUCUCCCUCCUUCCAUCUCCCCGCCCCAUUCUCCCUCCUUCCAUCACCCCGCCCCAUUCUCCCUCCUUCCAUCACCCUGCCCCAUUCCCCCGCUUUCCAUCAUCCCGCCCCACUCUCCCGCUUUCCAUCACCCCGCCCCAUUCUCUCGCUUUCCAUCACCCCGCCCCAUUCUCCCGCUUUCCAUCACCCCGCCCCAUUCUCCCGCUUUCCAUCACCCCGCCCCAUAUGCAACAACAUUCAGGUCGUUCGAUGGUUUUCACUACCCCUAUAGGGAUCCAUACGCUUCGUUACCAUUUGUAGGCAGAGACAGCCGUCAUCGCAGGUGCCGAACUUUUCGGUGCCCACGAACCAAGCUGUAA
Molecule: messenger RNA, 14821 nt
Organism: Closterium sp. Naga37s-1
Lineage: Eukaryota; Viridiplantae; Streptophyta; Zygnematophyceae; Desmidiales; Closteriaceae
Source: the annotation of a GenBank genome assembly